This is a messenger RNA of Fonsecaea monophora, 1317 nucleotides long. RefSeq names its product enolase. The transcript has 3 exons. Gene Ontology annotation, cellular component: phosphopyruvate hydratase complex. NCBI's taxonomy places the organism in Eukaryota, Fungi, Ascomycota, Eurotiomycetes, Chaetothyriales, Herpotrichiellaceae. Bases 1 to 1317 code for a protein of 438 amino acids. Gene Ontology annotation, biological process: glycolytic process. The record is from RefSeq and is a predicted model, not a curated record. Gene Ontology annotation, molecular function: magnesium ion binding; phosphopyruvate hydratase activity.
AUGCCUAUCGUGAAGGUGCACGCCCGCUCCGUCUACGACUCCCGGGGUAACCCGACAGUUGAGGUCGAUGUCGUGACCGAGACUGGUCUACACCGCGCUAUCGUCCCUUCUGGUGCCUCCACCGGCCAGCACGAAGCCUGCGAGCUCCGAGAUGGUGACAAAACACACUGGGGAGGGAAAGGUGUUCUGAAAGCCGUCAACAAUGUGAAUACCGUCAUCGGACCGAAGUUGAUUGAGAAGAACAUUGAUUGCACGGAUCAAUCUUCGAUCGACAAGUUCCUGAUCGAGCUUGACGGAACAGAAAACAAGACCAACCUUGGUGCCAAUGCCAUUUUGGGCGUCAGCCUUGCGGUCGCCAAAGCUGGUGCUGCUCAGAAAGGAGUUCCUCUCUACGCACAUGUUUCCGAUCUAGCAGGCACAAAGAAGCCAUAUGUGCUACCCGUCCCGUUCAUGAACGUGCUCAAUGGAGGUUCCCAUGCUGGUGGUCGUCUUGCUUUCCAAGAAUUCAUGAUCGUCCCCGACCAAGCACCAUCCUUCAAUGAAGGUCUUCGAUGGGGUGCCGAAGUCUACCAGAAACUCAAGUCUCUGGCAAAGAAGAAGUACGGUCAAUCCGCUGGCAAUGUUGGUGACGAGGGUGGUGUCGCUCCAGAUAUCCAGACCGCUGAAGAAGCCUUGGACCUGAUCUCUGCUGCAAUCGAAGAAGCCGGGUACACCGGCAAGAUGAACAUCGCUAUGGAUGUCGCCUCUAGCGAGUUCUACAAAGAGAAGGAGAAGAAGUACGAUCUCGACUUCAAGAACCCUGACAGCGAUCCCAGCAAAUGGAUCACUUACGAGCAACUCGCCGACUUGUACAAGUCCCUGGCGAGCAAAUAUCCAAUUGUUUCAAUCGAAGAUCCCUUCGCUGAGGACGACUGGGAGGCGUGGAGCUACUUUUUCAAGACAUCCAACUUCCAGAUUGUCGGUGACGACUUGACCGUGACGAACCCCAAGCGAAUCAAGCGAGCCAUUGAAUCCAAAGCUUGCAAUGCUCUUUUGCUGAAGGUCAACCAAAUCGGCACCCUGACGGAAUCCAUUCAGGCCGCCAAAGACUCGUAUGCAGCUGGGUGGGGAGUGAUGGUUUCUCAUCGUUCUGGAGAGACUGAAGACGUCACCAUUGCCGACAUCGUGGUUGGUAUCCGAGCUGGUGAGAUCAAGACCGGUGCCCCAGCACGAUCUGAACGUCUUGCGAAGCUCAACCAGAUCCUACGCAUCGAGGAAGAGCUGGGAUCCAACGCCAUCUAUGCCGGCACCAACUUCCGCAAGUCUGUCACUUUGUAA